AUGUGGGCGUUCGGAAAGAAAAGCGUCCUCACCCACGAGCAGAUGAAAGAAGCAGGCGUCUACUUCACAACGGCCAACAUUGGCUUCAGCAUGGACUACCUGCGCGUCGCCAAAUUGCGGUUGUUGUUCGGCCGGCUGCGUCCUGGCCAGAACUGCAGCGACAUACCGUCCGUAGUCUCGUUGAGGGAUCAUCUGCUCCACGCGUUGGAAGGCGUCGCGGUGGCUGAGAGUGCGCUCGGGAAGACAGUGCAGUUCGACGUGGAGUAUCCAGCGCGCAGCGUGUGCAACGACAGAAAGGUCAUCACCUUCCAGCCGCCAACGGGCAUCAAGGUGAAGGCGCUCGCAUUUGACGGCCACUUCGGCGCGUUCCGAGCUCUCGAGAAGGGCGUGGACGAGCGCGCGAAGCCAUUGGCUCAAGUGAAUCGCAAGAGCUUCAAGAUGAUUGAGCGCGAGGCACGGGUGGCUCCACGUGCCUCCAAGCAUUCUGAGAGGGCGCGGAUCCCCAACCGAACAGGCGGAUGGCAGUUCUUGCUGGAUGGGGAGCGCGCCGACGUGCUUGCCGCAAAGGAACACAUUAAUAACGAGUGCCAGGAGGAUAAGCACCAGUGCGCCCAGGCGUUCCUUCGACCGAAUCACAAGUGCGACUGCCCCUGCCGCCGCCGUACACCUGCCGCCAAAAAGCGCCUCGACAAGAUCAACACGUCGUGCGCGGAGCAGUUCAACUCCUUCAUCAGACGCUUCAACUUCUUCCUGAACAGCCUGCGCCCAAGCUCUCAUCGCCUGUGGGUAAAGGAAAUCAUUAGCCACUGGAACAGCCGCAAGGAGAGUAUCAGAGGCAUUGCAGUUCCCCGAAAGCACCGCAAUGCAGCUCAACGGGCGGCGACCAAGAAGGCCGUCACGAAGAAGCCCGCGCGCGCCACGUUUCUCAGCAAGUGCCGCAAGACCAAGAAGGCCGUCAUGAAGAAGCCCGCGCGCCAAUGA
Prorocentrum cordatum is the source of this 981-nucleotide messenger RNA. NCBI's taxonomy places the organism in Eukaryota, Dinophyceae, Prorocentrales, Prorocentraceae. The record is from the annotation of a GenBank genome assembly.